Monoraphidium neglectum is the source of this 930-nucleotide messenger RNA. RefSeq lists its product as hypothetical. The transcript is spliced from 6 exons. The record is from RefSeq and is a predicted model, not a curated record. Bases 1 to 930 code for a protein of 309 amino acids. Lineage: Eukaryota; Viridiplantae; Chlorophyta; Chlorophyceae; Sphaeropleales; Selenastraceae.
AUGUGGAUUUCUAAUAACCAUACGCAGGGAAUCUUCUGGUCCAGCGCAGAGCGCGAGUUUCAGGAGUUUGCUUGGUACUACUCACUGCCGACGGUCAGCGUCAAGGCGGCCUGCUACCACGACAUGGUGGCCGCGAAGCACGGCUUCUCGGUGCACGCGCCGCGCGAGCGCGACCAGCAGGGGCUGAGGCACAGGGCGUUCUACUAUGACUACGUGCACCCUGAUGGCAACACCGGGCACAGGGUCAUGGCCGAGCUGGCGAUGCACCUGAUCUCCACUGUUGCUAAAGACCUCGAAUCCAACCCGAUAAGCGCGAACGACAGCACCGACGCGUCUGCGCCGCUGCCGCGCCCUAUGAUCCGGGACAACCACGCGUCGCUGCACGACACGUGCUUUGUGGGGCCGACGUUCAAGGAUGACGCCGUGGCCGAGCAUGACGGGUGGGAGUGGAUCAACGAGGCCAAGAGCCAGCGCCCAAAGUGGGGCUACGUGGCUAAGGAGCCCGGCAAGGUCCUACAUCUGAAGCUCAAUACGUCUGUCAGCGCAUCCACCCCCGACAAGCCGGUGCUGGUGCAGCUGGCGCACCUGCGCAGUUAUGAGCACAUGGGCUGGGCGGAGGUUACUUGCACAUCGGGCUGCGAGUGCCCCCCGACGCGAUUCAACGGCCACACGAGCGACCGCAAGUCCCUGCUGACGCUGCACAAGCUGUUUGUGACUCAGCAUGACAAGUGUGUGUUGGGAGUAGAGGUGCUGACUGAGAGCGACAGUGGGGAGCACAAGGUGAAGCUUGCUGGCGUGAUCGUCAGCGACCAGGCUGGGGAGCAGCAGGGGCUGGACAACGCGGGCGCGGUCGAGCACGUCCACGACAUCAGCUUCAGGCACCGCGGCUUUGGGCGGGACAACGUCUUUGAUGUCCGGAACCACGUCUGA